GCCUACACAUAGCAGCACAAAGGGAGCCACUGGUGCAGGCAGCUUGGUUUACACAGCUACACACAAACAAGAAGAUACUUUUAUUCUAUAUAGACACAAGCUGCUCUUUGAGGACAUGGGCGUGCACGGAUCCAGGCCUCGGAGACAAGCCCAGGUCCUGAUGCUGGGCCUGGACGGGGCAGGGAAGACCACCCUGCUCUACAGGCUGAAGUACAACGAGAGCGUGAUGACGGUGCCCACUGUGGGCUUCAACGUGGAGACGCUGGAGACGGACAGGAGCAGCCCGGGGCUCACGGUGUGGGACGUCGGGGGGCAGAAGAAGAUGAGGCCCCACUGGAGGCAUCACUAUGUGGACACAGCAGGGCUGGUGUUUGUGGUGGACAGCUGGGACCAGAGGCGCCAGGAGGAGGCGCGCAAGGAGCUGCACCGGGUAAUUAAAUCAGAAUAUUUAAUUACUGUAAAGAGAGUUCCUCUGGUGGUCCUGGCCAACAAGCAGGACCUGCAGGGAGCGCUGAGCCCAGAAACCCUCUGCCUGACUCUGGACCUGAGGAGGGUCUGCGGGGGCCGGGCCUGGUUCAUCCAGCCCUGCUCCGCCACCAGCGGCAUGGGGCUGGAGGAGGGCUUCAGGAGGAUCGUCUAUCUGAUGAAGACUCCCUUUAAACAGACUCAGGAGGACAUUAAGGUGAGGAUGAAGUCCAAGGGCUUCAGUAUGACGGCUGUGAAACAAGUCCUGGUCUGCAGCAGAUGAUGGAUGGAAAUCAUUUCUGAAGAUUCAAUCAAAUAACGUCCAGGAUUCCUUCCUGCUUCAUCAGCAUCGGCCUCACUGUGGCGUCUAAAGGAUCAAAUGAAGGGAGGUGAUGAGAAAAGGGAGAUAAUCACAGUUUAACUGUUAAUCUCUGUGGCAGAAAGGAUUUAUACUCAAUCCUGGUGAAGACAAAGUGUCUGUGGACCAUUCUGGGUUAUGACACAAACUGAUAAAAGGUUUUUAUUAUCAUUUUUGAGGAUUCAGACUGGCACUGUUGACUGAUAAAAACCUGUGUUGGUUUGGUCGUAGAAACGUUGAUCUCCAAUUGCACAUUAUUUUGUUGUUGUUUUUUAUUUGUUGUGUUUUUUUUACCCAUUUGUAUAAAAUGUAUUUAUUUAUUUAUUUGGAAUGGCAAUGCCAUUGUUGUCACACACGAUGUUAAACUAUACAUUUUCUUUCUUUCUCAGCAACAGAGGUGUGACUAAAACAUAUAUAAUAUAUAAUAUGAUAUGGAUGUAAAGUAAACAUGUUGUUUACUGUAAAAUCUGUCGACUCACGUCAUGUUUUGAA
Centropristis striata (black sea bass) is the source of this 1315-nucleotide messenger RNA. RefSeq names its product ADP-ribosylation factor-like protein 14. Gene Ontology annotation, biological process: intracellular protein transport; vesicle-mediated transport. The transcript has 2 exons. The coding region runs from base 116 to 748 and encodes 210 amino acids. The record is from RefSeq and is a predicted model, not a curated record. NCBI's taxonomy places the organism in Eukaryota, Metazoa, Chordata, Actinopteri, Perciformes, Serranidae. Gene Ontology annotation, cellular component: cytoplasm. Gene Ontology annotation, molecular function: GTP binding; GTPase activity.